UGUGUGUGUUAGUUAAUGACCGAUGGGAGGGUAGAGACUCAAGGCUGCGUGACUGCUCAGACAGCCCUUCACAUCCGAGCUGGAAGGAGUGCUCUGGUGUCUGCAGGCUUCACCCAGAAGGACAGCGAGGCCUCAGGAGGGACCGGCCCUCUUCACCUACACAACACUCUUCAUCAUCACCAGAAGACCAUGAGCGCUCACGAGCACAACCACUCUCUGGACUACAUCAAUGGCACCCCAUGGUUCGUCUACGAGUGCACCCUGCAGCUGGACUCUUUCAGAGACUACCGCCGCAUGGCCCUCUUCCUCAUUUACCUCUUCAUCUUCAUCGUGGGCCUGCUGGAGAACGCGCUGGUCGUCUGGGUCAACUGGCGCCGACGCCACUCGGCCAACGGGGUGCUCUUCUGCAUCAUCAACGUCAGCCUGUCGGACCUCAUGGUGAUUGUGAUCCUGCCCUUCUUCAUGAUGGAGGUGACCAUGGACAAGGUCUGGCUGUGGGGGCGCUUCCUCUGCAAGGUCACCAACCUCAUCUACGUGGUCAACUUCUACAGCAGCUCCUUCUUCCUGGCCUUCAUGACCCUGGAGCGAUACCUGUCCCUGACUCGACCCUCGUUUCCCGCCUUCUUCCCUGUGCUGGGCCGGCGCCGCUGGGUGCUCUGCGGAGGCCUGUGGGCGCUCUCCUUGUUCCUGGCUCUGAUGGAGAACGUCCACGUGGAUCUUCUAGAGUGGGACGAGCCGGGCUGCUACAUGCUGCCCGAGCACAACUACACCGAAUGGUUCGUCUCGGUGACGUUCCUUUGCCUGAUCUUCCAGUUCGUGGGCCCCGCCGCCGUCAUCAUCACCUGUAACGUACUGAUCGCUCGAGCGGUUCGAACAGCGCCGGACGUGCAGGGCCGGCGGGACGUGUGGCUGGUGCACGUGUACUCGCUGGUGUUUGUCCUGUGCUGGCUGCCCUACCACCUGGUCAUGUUCCUGAUGAUCGUAGACGACCUGGACCCCUUCAUCCUCAGCUGCGACACCGUGGAAGCCCUCUACUUCUCCAUCAGCGUGGUGCAGAGCCUGUCUCUGUUCCACUGCGUCGCCAACCCCAUCCUCUACAACUUCCUCAGCAAGAGCUUCCGCAGCAACCUGAUCAACACCGUGGUGACGUACAUUCCCAGGGAGGCGACUCUGGACCAGGUGGGAGCGGGGACCCAGCCCAAUGCCCCCAACGGCGGCAGGGGGGACCGGGGGAAGCAACGCAAGUUAAGUAACGCCAGCACCAGCCAGUCUGAUGUUGGAUCAUAAAAAAA
Etheostoma spectabile (orangethroat darter) is the source of this 1292-nucleotide messenger RNA. It is a transcript of the gene ackr5, whose product is annotated as atypical chemokine receptor 5. Gene Ontology annotation, biological process: G protein-coupled receptor signaling pathway. Bases 16 to 1287 code for a protein of 423 amino acids. The record is from RefSeq and is a predicted model, not a curated record. Lineage: Eukaryota; Metazoa; Chordata; Actinopteri; Perciformes; Percidae. Gene Ontology annotation, cellular component: membrane. Gene Ontology annotation, molecular function: G protein-coupled receptor activity. The transcript has 2 exons.